Molecule: messenger RNA, 4119 nt
Organism: Sapajus apella (tufted capuchin)
Lineage: Eukaryota; Metazoa; Chordata; Mammalia; Primates; Cebidae
Gene: PAM16
Product: presequence translocase associated motor 16
Exons: 6
Coding region: 127-504 (125 amino acids)
Biological process (GO): protein import into mitochondrial matrix
Cellular component (GO): TIM23 mitochondrial import inner membrane translocase complex
Source: RefSeq, a predicted model, not a curated record
GCCCAGUGCCGUCUCGCGCAAGCGCUCUCUGCGGCUUCCCUUGACCUCUGACCCACCGGCCACCCUUGAGCCGGGGCCGCAAGGCCAGGAAGUCGGAGCCUGAGUCCCCGAGGCAGAGCAGCUGCCAUGGCCAAGUACCUGGCGCAGAUCAUUGUGAUGGGUGUGCAGGUGGUGGGCAGGGCCUUUGCACGGGCCUUGCGGCAGGAGUUUGCAGCCAGCCGGGCCGCAGCAGAUGCCCGAGGACGCACUGGACACCGGUCUGCAGCUGCUUCCAACCUCUCUGGCCUCAGCCUCCAGGAGGCACAGCAAAUUCUCAACGUGUCCAAGCUAAGCCCUGAGGAGGUCCAGAAGAACUAUGAACACUUAUUUAAGGUGAAUGACAAAUCCGUGGGUGGCUCCUUCUACCUGCAGUCAAAGGUGGUUCGCGCAAAGGAGCGCCUGGAUGAGGAAUUCAGAAUCCAGGCCCAGGAGGACAGAGAAAAAGGGCGAACGCCCCACACGUGACUGCUUGGCUCUCCACACCCAUCCCGCCACCUCUAAUUUAUAGCUUGCAAUGGAGCCAAGAGGAGGAAAAACAUAGCUACGAUAGAAAGGCACUUAGAACCUGUUAAAAUACUGAUAUCCUGGAAUGUGCAACAACAAACCAACGACAACCACAAAAAGUACACCGGCCCUUCCGAGCCUGGUCCGUCACCGAAUCGCAUGCUGAGCUUGUCGGCCUUCCAGUGCCCUGUUCCUCCGCUCCGCUUGAGUCAGAAACCCAUGACCCCACCAGGGACUUAAGGCCUGGGGCCCUCACAGGGGUGGGGGGUGCUCGGGGCCUGCAUGGGGCCCGAAGAAAGGAGACCAGCUCCCUCCUACCUUGCUCAUAGCCCCUUCGAGGGGCAGAGCCAGUGCGGCGGGGCCCUGUUAGGGCUGGAGUCCGAAGCCCAGUGGCAGGGCAGGCCAGGUCAGGGUGACCCCUCUGGGACAGAAGGGCAGUCUGGGAGAGGGUGGGGUCAGCAAAGCUGCCAGAGGAUCUGCAGGGCCACUGAGGACCCCAGUGCUAUCCAGGCAGCUGCCUCGUUCUACAGAUGGGGAGGUGGAAAGGCUGGGCCAUUCCACGGCCUGGUGACAGCACAGGCCCAGAAGCCAGAACUCCCAGCCACCAGGUGGGAGAGGGAGCAGAGGGGAGGCCCCAGAUGGGGGAUGCAUGGGUGCAUCCAUCCCCCAGGGUGUCCUGGGAUGGGAUUAAGGGGCACAAGGCCUUCCAGCACCCUUAAAUGGUUCUGGCCCCUGCCAGAGUCCUUGAGUGGCACAGAACCUGAGAGAGCCCGUUGGGUAUUAGGGGUAGGGAAGCGCCUCUGAGAAAGCAGCUCGGAAGGAAAGAGCCUGAGGAAGCAAGUGUCACAGGUGGUCCUCCAACCACCGCUUCCCUCAGGCCUUCAGUCCACAGCCUCCAGGAAGUUCCAACACAGCACUGGCCGGGAACCCCCUCCCCUGCAUGCUGUCACUUGGAGCCCCAGACCAGGAGAUGUGUCCCAGCCAGCCUCCCCCUCCUGGUGCAGGACCAAGGCCCGCAGGCCUCUGCAGGGGGCACUGCCCAGGCCAGGCCCAGUGGGGAUGGAAGCAGGAAGACCGGGUGCUGGGUCUGGCCCCACAUGCUCCCUGAGCCAGGGCCCAGGCCACUCUGUCCUGGCACUACACCUGGCCUGGUACCUCCUCUCACCAGCUCAGGGGCCCUCAGACCGGCUUCUCACUGUCCUCGGGUGACCUAAGGUAGAGGAAGGAGGCCCCCUGGGGUGCAGAGAUGGAGUGGCCAGCUAUCCCCUCAGUCUGGAGGUGGCGUCCCUUGGGCAGUGCUGUCAGCCUGGCCUGGGGUGAGAAGGGCGGCCGCAGAGCGAGGUGCGGGGCCUCCCUUCUAACUAGCAGGAGGCACCUUUGUCCUGGGGGGCAUGCUUCUGCCUGGGGCUUUGAAGGGGCCUGCAUCUGUCUUGCUUUCCCUCUGGAGGCAGGGUCAGAGAGAAAGGAGUCCAAGGAGCCCCCAAGACAGGGGCUGGGUAAGCCUAGGAGGGAUGGGUGGGCUUCUGGUCCCUGGGGGUCCCUCUCAGGAAGGGGAGCCUGGCGCCAACAGGGAGGGCAGAUGCCGUCCCACCCACCCUCUCUGCUGGAGAAGGGGUAGUCAUUGGGUGAGGAAGGUACCAGGGUGGGAGAGAAACGGGAGGACAGGGGCAGGGACAAGCCUGGCAGAAGCUGAGAGCUGGGUGGGGGAGCCAGAGGGGAGCGAGGCGUCAGCACCCAGGAGCACAGCUCCCCCCGAAUGGCAGGCCAGCCCCACCCAGGGACCAGGAGACCAGCCAUGAAUGACCUAGCACCAUCCUUACUCCCUGGCGGGCUAGGCUGGGGCUGCCCAGGCAGUAGGACAUUAUUGCUAUUUCACAGAAGAGUUUCUGUUCGUCAGGGGGCAGUGCCAGGAGCUGCCGGCAGGGCCGUAAUAGUUGUCCACAGGGUGGGUUCAGUUCACCACAGCCGGUUUGAGCAGCACGGAGCCCGGCGGGAUGACCACCCAGCCAGGAGCCAGUGCCUCUGGGCUGCUGGCGGUGGAGUUGACGCCGGUGGACAGGUCUAGCACGGUGCCCGGCAGCAGGGGGAGUCCAUCAGGGCUUGGCCGGGAGCAGCUGCUCUCCGUCCUUUCGAGGGGCGUCUUGCGGCCCUCCAUGCCCAGGGCCCUGGCAGGCACUGACCCACGCCCCUUCUCCACCUCGCCCUUGCCACCAGCAGAGCCAGCAAGGAGGGAGACCACAGGCAAGCCCAGUCCGCCAGCCCCAAAGGGCGAGGGCAGCAGCGGGUUCUUGGCCAGAUUGAGAGGCAGCACAGGGCCCGGCAGCCCAGGACCCAUGCCCCCUCCACCUCCACUGCCCCCACCACUGCCACAAGCCAGGGCACUGAGGUCGAGGGGGCCGGGAGCCAGGGGCAGGGGUAGGCCAGGCAGGCCAGGGCCUCCAAAGAGGGCGGCUGGGUUAGGGAUGAUGAUCUGGGCCCCGCUGACAUAGGGGCCGCCAUCGGGGGCAGGCAGUGGCGGCUUGGGGGGUGGGCGCAGCUGCAGGAGCUCUUGCUGCUCAUGGGACACGAAGUGGCCGUGGGCCUUGAUAUGCUUGCGCAGUGAGCUGGGGUCCGUGUAGCGCUUGUGGCAGCCGGGCAUCUUGCAGUAGUAGGGCUUGUCCACAUAGUGGGUGCGAGUGUGCUUAAAGCGGUCACUGGAGUUGGAAUAACGUUUGUUGCAGCCCUCAUAGGGGCAGACGUAGGGCUUCUCACCUGCAGGGUGGUGCGGGGCUGCUGUGAGGGGAGUCUCCCUUGAGUCCCCAUGCACUCAACAUCCCCCGGGCCAAGCACUCCCUGGAAGCACAGAUGCCCCAAUUCUGUGGACAGGGGACAUCCCCAGCACAUGGCAUGAGAUAUGCCCCGGCAGGGCACAGAGGCUGAGAACCCAGCCUGGCUGAGUCCAGCUCUGCCUGGCCUCACCCUGCACCCUCUGCUACAGAGGGUGUGCCUUUCAGCAGCAGAACAUGGCCUCGGAGGCCGGGCCCAGUGGCUCAUGCCUGUAAUCCCAGCACUUUGGGAGGCCAGGGCAGGCAGAUCACUUGAGGCUAGGAGUUUGAGACCAACCUGUCCAACAUGGUAAAACCCUGUCUCCACUAAAAAUACAAAAAUUAGCUGGGCUUGGUGGCAGAUGCCUGUAAUCCCAGCUACCUGGGAGGCUGAGGCAUGAGAAUCACUUGAACCCAGAGGCAGAGGUUGCAGUGAGCAAAGAUCAUGCCACUGCACUCCAGUCUGUGUGUCUCAAGAAAAAAAAAAAAAAAAACAUGGCCUUGGAGAUCACCUUCUGGCACAAGGUGCCCAGCACAGGCCUGGCCACAGGGAAUGCUGCCUGGACACCACCACCCUCACUCAACAAUGUGGCUCAAGUUUCACCAGGCAUUUGCUGCUACCCUGGCCACAGGAGGGGGCCACGUGUAGCAACUGACCGCUUGACACAUGGCUUUCCACCUGGAGAUGUGCUGCCAAUGUGAAAUAAACACUAGGAAAAAAGAUACCAGCUUCCUGAGGCUUUGUCAUGAAAUGAAGAACUUUAGUAUCUCA